AUGGAUCUGGAUCAUAAGCAGACGAGUUUUACGUUUGAGAUGGAUAACUUCUCCGAGAAGGAAUCUGUGAUUAGAACACCAAACUUUUUAAGCGGCGGUUGCGAAUGGUAUGUUAAGGUUCAUCCCAAAGGAGAUCACAUUGAUGAUCACUUGUCUAUGUACCUCUGCGUUGCGGAUCCUGAAUCACUCCGGUUUGGAUGGAAAAGAAGAGCUGCUUUUUCCAUCGCUCUACUGAAUCAAUCAGGCCAAGAGCUCUACAGAAAAGAUGAACCGUUUGACCAAUUGUUCUGCGCUGAGAUCCCACAAAUGGGUUGGCCAAAGGCCUUGCCUCUUGAAAAGCUUCAUGAAAAAGGCUUUUUGAUGAAUAAUAAACUCAUCUUGAAUGUCCAAGUUAAAGUAGCUCAAGUUGAUNAACCGUUUGACCAAUUGUUCUGCGCUGAGAUCCCACAAAUGGGUUGGCCAAAGGCCUUGCCUCUUGAAAAGCUUCAUGAAAAAGGCUUUUUGAUGAAUAAUAAACUCAUCUUGAAUGUCCAAGUUAAAGUAGCUCAAGUUGAUGAUGAAGGAUCUGUAACUGGGAAUGAGAUGUUAUAUGUCAAUGGUUUCCAAGUUCUUUGUUCUCAGGUGACUUCAGUGAGUUGGAUUUUCGUGGAACACCCAAACGUUGCAGUGAAUUUCAAACCAAAGAACCAACUACUCAAGACAGCAUACAUGAAUAUCCUCCUCGGUCUAACCGAGACACUGAACAAGCCGCUACAUAGCAUCACUGACACUGAGCUAAACAACGCUCAGAGCGAUUUUAACGAGCUAACAGAAGCGGGUUUCAACCUAGACUGGUUGAAGAUAAAGCUUGAUGAGGUUUUCAUAGAGAGGAAGACCGCAAAUGCUGAUGGUUCUCGAGUCCAAGAACUCAUAAAACUCAUCAAGAAUCUCAAAGUUGAACUUAACCAGGAGCAAAUUUUAUCAUUGGAGCAGACAGUGUCGAAUCUCAAAGAUGAGCAUAACAAGAACAAUAUUGUCAAAACACUCUAA
This is a messenger RNA of Camelina sativa (false flax), 1029 nucleotides long. The record is from RefSeq and is a predicted model, not a curated record. NCBI's taxonomy places the organism in Eukaryota, Viridiplantae, Streptophyta, Magnoliopsida, Brassicales, Brassicaceae.